Molecule: messenger RNA, 4573 nt
Organism: Scylla paramamosain (green mud crab)
Lineage: Eukaryota; Metazoa; Arthropoda; Malacostraca; Decapoda; Portunidae
Exons: 24
Coding region: 256-4152 (1298 amino acids)
Biological process (GO): snRNA transcription by RNA polymerase II; snRNA transcription by RNA polymerase III
Cellular component (GO): snRNA-activating protein complex
Molecular function (GO): RNA polymerase II cis-regulatory region sequence-specific DNA binding; RNA polymerase III type 3 promoter sequence-specific DNA binding
Source: RefSeq, a predicted model, not a curated record
AUUAAAUGUUACAAAAUUUCAUCAAGUAAUUGCACAGUUACUGCAUUGUUUAUAGUAACAGGUAGUAACAAAAAGAUUAAUAUAUAUUCUCUCUCUCCCUUUCCCUUGCCUUUCUUUCCCUUACCCAUUCCUCCUCUUCCCAUAUUCACCACCCAUACAUUUUUCCUCUUCCUAUCCUCACACACAUUGCAUAAUCAUGUAACCAGUUCAUAUGCUUCAUCAUUCACUUUGUCUCCAGGUAAGGAAGUACAAUCAAUGGAAGAGUUUACCUUUGAUGAGGAGGAGGAGGAGGAGGAGGAGGAGAAAGAUAUGAUACUGCUACCAACAAGACAGAUGAUGGAGGUGGAGGAGCAGAACCAACUCGUAAGGCAACUGUACACAGACACACACAUGGAGAGGAUGGAGAGAAAGGAGUCGCAUUCCCUUAACAAUCCUCUCACUCUUGCACCAGGUACAAUAUUCUGGAGAAGAAAUGCAGAAGAAGAAGAAGAGGAGGAGGAGGAGGAAGAGGAGGAGGAGGAGGAGGAGGAGGAGGAGGACAUGGAGCUGAAGGUGCUGGUGCCGACCCAACAGGAGAUGCAGGAGGUGAAGGAGCAGAACAGAAUCAUUCACGCCCUCCUGCAGGACUCAGUAAAGGAGAAUAUGGUGGCUGCCUCCUCCUUUGUUGGGCCUUCAGGAGUAUCAGAAACUACCGCACACACCAGCAUUCCCUUUCUGCAAUCCUUCACCAACACCAUCCCCAACACUGCCACCUCCUCCACACACUCCCUGGUGGCGGACGACUAUGUGGGGCGUCUGGAGGGGCGGAUGGAGGGGCUUUUGGCUCAGGCACCCUCGGCGUACAAGGCUCUCCACCUCAAUUUGGCACUCCAGCAGGUUUUCAGGGAGACUAUCAGCAAAGUGGAGGAGGCACUGAAGAAGAAUCAGGAGGUGCAGGCAGAGGUGAAGCAGAACCUGGAGGAGUCUGGCUGGUCCACUGGAAACGUACCCAGACGAGUUAUGCCCACAGCACAGUCGGGGGGGCGGCCCUCCUUUAGAUAUUCCCACCUGUGCAUUCCCUACUUCAAGGACUCUAGUGGGAUGCCUGUCCCUAUGAAUGAGGACUCCAAGAAGAAGCUGGAUGCAGGAUAUAUGGAUCUGUACACCUCUAGGAACCGUCCCUGGCAGCAGAAGGAGCAGAAGGCCUUGGUAAAGGAGGUUCAGCAGCAGUGGAAGACACAGUGGGUGAAGAAAUGUGAGGAACAGAUCAGAUCCCUGCAACGACAGAUAAAAGGCUUGGCUGGUACUGGGGAUUCCAAGGAGGAGGAGGAGCUGAAGAAGGCCCUGAACAAGGAAGAGAACGAGAUGAAGAGAGUGAAGCAGAAGCCCCCGAUGAAACUGGAACCCCCACCGCGCUUCAUGAUCCCUACCCCAAAGAACAUGAAGUUAGACUGGGAGGAGAUUGCGGCCCAGACUUUUGAUGGCAGGCGGUCAUCUUUGGAGUGCCAGCUGAUGUGGGACAAUCUACUUCACCCGGAGAUUAGCAGACGGUCUUGGAAGGAGUCUGAGGAUCUCACCAUACAGAGGCUCGUGAAAAUGCCUGGCAGGAACACCAACUGGGACGCCAUCGCCAGGUGUCUCAAUACUAAUCGUACUGGGUAUCAGGUGAUGCAACGCUGGGUGUCUUUCAUACUACCUGCCCUGCAGCCAACUGUAUGGAGUGUGAGCGACACAAAGAAGCUGUUGGAUGCUGUCAGUCUGCUAAGGAACGGACAACACAUCCCUUGGGCCCAGGUUCACCAGCACCUCCCAGGCUUCACAAGGUACCAGAUCUAUAGCAAGUGGAAAUCCCUUAAUCCAGAGAAACAACACGGACAUUUCACAGUGGAGGAAGAUUUUAUCCUCAUUAAGGGGCUGUACAUUUUUGGCCUAAACUUUGAAAGCAUUGCCCAUUUCCUGCCAGGCCGAACUCCUUCCCAGGUGAGGCAGCGGUUCAGGAGGUGCUUCGUUCCCCCCCUCACCACCGUGCCUUGGACCAGCAAGGAAGACCAGAUCCUGAUUGAGAGUGGGGAGGUGGGGCCUUGUGGUUGGAAGAAGUUGGUAUGGGACCUCCCUCUCCGCAUACCCCCUCAGAUGAGAUGUCGCUACCUCACCCUGAUGGUGUGGCAGAAUCUGGGGGGCCAGGAGGCAGCCAGUGGGAAGCCACCACCCCCCCUGUUUCCCAUAAGCAUGACGAGUGAUGCGACGGAGGUGGGGGAGAUCCGAGCCCUUAUGCUGCAGGACGACCCUCAGCUGAAGUGUGCUGUGAACCGCAGUAGGAGGGGCAUGGACUUGGAGGAGGUACUGCAGGAGCUGGAGGAGAAACGACAAGUGAAGCAGGAGAAGGUGGCAGAGGAGACAGCCCAGCGUGUCCACCAGCUGAUGAAGAAACGUGGCCGAGCGAAGGGCUCCCUCAAUACCCCACCCACCUUCACCCCACUGCGGUCCACCCUCUUUGACCGCUUCUAUGCCCCCAGCCGCCCCCACAAUGCUUACAGCCCUGCAGUCACUGAGGAGGUAAUUAGUCGGCUGCGUGUGGUGAGCAAUGCGUUGUCUCUGAGGGCAACCUGUAGAGUGACACAUCAGCACGAACAGCAGCAGGAGGAGGAGGAGAGGGCAUCCAUCUCCUGCCUCACCCAUUAUGACCGUGGCCUUUUCCAGCAGCUGGCCAAGGCACAGGAGCAGGACAAGCAAGAUGGUGGUGGAGUGAGGGUGGCCAGCAUGCCUUACCUGCCCCCCAACCACAGCACAGUGGGGGCCAUGCUGUCUGUCACCAUCCACCGCCCUGUGUUGUCUGAGAUGGCGAUGGGAUGGUUCAUCUUUCAAAACUUCGGCCCCCAGCAGCUGGCGUCCAUGUCCCACACACAGCUGGCUAAGAUACAGCACAUCCAACAUGAUGCACUGCGGAUUCAAGCAGUUUGUGGGUCGCAGCAGAACAGUGAGGGUGACAGCAGAGCCUCCAGCAGCGUCCCCUGUGUGUCUUCCUCCUCCAGUCGAAAAGCAAAAAUUCAUGAAUUGUCAGAUAGUGAGGCAGGCAGUGAUGGCCAGCAGAUUGGUAGUGAGGAAGAGGAGGAGGUAGAAGCAGAUGGUAGUAACAGCCAGCAGAAAGUGUUCAAGAUACAUAUUACUUCUGAAAAGGUCCCCAGAAAGAACACCAAGAGGCUGAAGCAUGAAUUGAAGAAGCCCAAUUUCAGUACAUACUUUAAAGGGAAUAUCAGGUCUGCAGUGGGCACAUCCAGCACAUCAGGCCCCCAGGGAAACAUAGCUGAAGCACAGGCAGGCCCCAGCACCAGCACCAGCCUCCCACAGCAGGACGUCACAGCUGCACCACUGUGUAACAUCUCAAACAGAGAAGAAACACAGGCCACCCUGGAGGAGGAGGAAAGGCUGCAGGAGGCACGGAAGAGAGCAGAGGAGUUGUUGUUCCAGAGAAUGUUAUCAGUGUUCUUCUGGCCAACCAUCAUGAAAUUGGACAGUCCCUCCAAGUGGCUGGUCAAUGAAGUGGAGCUCCUGGUAGCCAAACACAAGAACCGUGCAAAAGAGGAACAGAAAGCAGCCAGGCAGCAGAGGCAGGCACAGGAGCAUGAGGAGGUGGAGACUUCAGAGUACAUACAGGAGCUGGUCAGAAAGCUGAGGGAGGACAUAGAGAAGAAGAACAAAUACAAGGCAAAUCUGGCCAAGGCAAAGCAAAGCAAGGAAACCAAGAAGAAAGGAGUAAAGAGGAAGAGAUCACCACACCCAGAACCUGAUGAAGAGAAAACCGAGGAACAGGAAGAACCAAUGCCCCCACCAGCAGCAGGAAUAGAACCACCCAGCUCACCAUCACCACCAGGAGGGUCAGCAUCAGCAGCAACAGCACCAGCCUCCCCAUCACCACAGAACAAUGAGGAGGAGGAGGAGCAGCCAGACAGUAAAUCCUUCGUUGUUAAUUUGAGCAUUGCCAAGAAUAAGAAGAAGUUGAGGAAACUGAAGCGUUCCUUAAUAAUGAAAGAGGUGUGGGAGGCACGGAGGCAGGGGAGUGCUCUGGCUCGCAAGAAGCGGCAGAAGUAUCGCCAUGAGUACCAGCCGAGGGAAUCCCGGCGCAGGAGGCAGGCAGCAGAGACCACCACCACCGCUGCUGCUGCCAGCACCUGACUGGUGUGUGUGUGUAUUGCUGGCUGUGAUGUGCCUGUCCUGGUGACCUGCAAAGCUGUGAUGGUUAGUCACUGAUAGUGGUCGUCAUUCAGUUAGUUAUAAGAGUUUGGUGUCAUGAUACCAAAGUGCCCAGACUGUACUGGUAAUGUCAUUUGUUCCUGCCAUGAUACUUCAGCAGUGUGUUAUAAUUUUGGUGUUCUCCUCAGGGAGUGUAUUUCUAAAUUCAGAAACAAAGUUACUGAAAUAAUUAACUGGAUUAUUGCCACAAGUGAAGUAAAUUAUCUUACUUCAGCUUUUGUACAAUAUGAAAUCUUUCUCUCCUACCAUUUCAUUAUGUCAUUAUUGCCUCUUUUGUACUGUGCAAAACAGCCUGAAAAGUUACUAAAGCUGGUAUUAAGGUAUUAAUAAAAGUAAAAAUUUA